AUGAUUCCUCCUGGAAAGCCGGGGGAAAAUGAUCUCGGAAAACAAGGCGGUUCUGAACUCCACAAAGCCGGCCGGGAGCUUCGGAAGUCCAGGGGCUCUUGCCGCGGAUUUGAGGGCUCUGGACGCCACGGAUCCGUGAGGCCCCUGGGAGCAGCGGAAACAGGAGGGGCGGCCGUGCGGCUGCCUCCCAGCCGCCCUGUUUCACAGCCGCGGCGGACAAUCUCUCUGCCACAUUCAGGGCAAAGCACAAUUUUAGGAAAUGCAAACAACCCGGGUCCCACUGCCCUGCAGAUAACCUGGUCUACAACAAUGCAACCUGGAAAAAGACGUCACUCCGAGAAAGGGCACGGGAAAAGGAACUGUGAAAAUAAAAUGCUCCCCAUUUCAGGAACCAAGUCAAUGUGA
Molecule: messenger RNA, 405 nt
Organism: Rangifer tarandus platyrhynchus (Svalbard reindeer)
Lineage: Eukaryota; Metazoa; Chordata; Mammalia; Artiodactyla; Cervidae
Source: the annotation of a GenBank genome assembly